Helobdella robusta is the source of this 1638-nucleotide messenger RNA. RefSeq lists its product as hypothetical. The transcript has 7 exons. Bases 1 to 1638 code for a protein of 545 amino acids. Lineage: Eukaryota; Metazoa; Annelida; Clitellata; Rhynchobdellida; Glossiphoniidae. The record is from RefSeq and is a predicted model, not a curated record.
AUGUUGUGGCUGCUGUGGUUGAGGCUGUUGCGGUUGUGGCUACUGCAGCUGCUACAGAAGCUGCUGCUUCGAAACGUCAAUAAUAACUUUUACGAUCAAGCUUUAGAUGAGGUCGAAGAGAAGAAAAGAAAGUAUAAGAAGUAUCAGGAAGAGCUGAAGCUGCAGAUCGAGAUGAAUAAGCAGCAGAAGCAGCUGGAGAAGCAGAAGAGGUUGAAAGAAGAAGCUGACGAAAUGAACAACAUUCAACAACAACAACAACAACAUCAUCAACAACAACAACAUCAACAACAACAGCAUCAAUUUAUAAAUACCAACAACUUGCCAAUAGCAAACAUCAACAAUGUCAGCAGCCACAACAACAGUAGCAGCGACAGAAGCGACAACAACAGCAGCAGCAACAACAACAACAGCAACAACAACAACAACAACGUCGUUUUCAAUUCUCUUUUCCUGGCCCAGCAAGAGGCAGAAAAGUUGAAGAUGGAAGGAUGGCUGAAGAAGUUAAUACUAGGAGGUCAUGAUAUUGAAAAGUUUAAAGCCAAAUAUGAAGAAAAGUUUGGCCCAUUGAACGUAAAGACGUUGCUCACUGAUGCUGAAUUUAAAAAGUUUAAUAAUAACAAUAAAAAUGAUAAUAAUAAUAAUAAUAACAAUAGUCAUAGUAAUGAUGGUGUUAAAACUAAAGGAAAACCUCUACAAAGACAGCAACAACAAAAACAACAACAACAUCAGCAACAACAACAACAGCAACAACAACAGCAACGACAUACAUUAGUGAAGAAUAGAAGUAUGGAGUCUAAUGACGCUUCAACUCAAACUGAAAGAAAUAAAACCAGCAACAACAUCGUAAACAACAGCAAAAACACAUUACAUAAUAAUAAUAAUAAUGUUGCUCGAUUUUCGCAACAUCAACAACAACAACAACAUCAACAACAACAACAUCAACAACAACAUCAACAACAACAUCAACAACAACAUAAUAACAGUCAUUCUAUCCAAGCAUUUACAAACAACAGCAAAAUUAGACAUCAAAUAAUUGAGGAAAAUGUUGAUGAGGACGAAGAUGACGAUGGUCAUUACCACAACAACAACAACAACAAAAACAUCAACAAAAACAUCAACAACAACAACAACAUCAACAACAACGAUGAAGAUGAAGAUGAUGAGUAUGAGACAGAAAGCAUAAAUAUUCUUACUGAUUCUUUAAUGUUAGACAACAAUAGUGAUACAAACAACAACAACAAAAGUUACAACAACAACAACAACAUUGAUAGCAGUAACGAUUACGAUUACAGCAACAACAACGACGACGAUGACGACGAUUUUAAUGAUGACGUCAUAUUUGACAACAGCGUUGACAGCAAUCGACAACAAUUUUUUCACAACAACAACCACAACAACAACAACAUUUCAACAAUAGCAUCAACUAAUUUCAUUCCACACAUCGCGACAACGUCAACUUUAAAAUAUAGUCCUCUCGAGUCACCCACACGUAAAUCCUCCUCAAGAAGCGUUUUUAAUCACGGCAACAACAACAGCAGUGGUAGUAAUAGUAAUAGUAGUUACAAAGCUCUCGAGAACCUAUCAGAAUUGAGGCAGGCACUAAAGAAAAAGCAAAGAGAAUGGUCUCAGAUGUCUUGA